Ceraceosorus bombacis is the source of this 611-nucleotide messenger RNA. The record is from the annotation of a GenBank genome assembly. NCBI's taxonomy places the organism in Eukaryota, Fungi, Basidiomycota, Exobasidiomycetes, Ceraceosorales, Ceraceosoraceae.
AUGCAAUUCACCGCCGCUUUCGCCACCCUCGCUCUUGGAGCCGUCGCCGUCCAGGCCGGUCACCAGAUCAACUUUAGCGCACCCGGCUGCGACAAUGCCAUCAUGCAAGUCCCCGGCCACGGCAACUACGGCACUGGAACUUACGACUUUGGUGAGGUUGGCGGUGUCAUCGCCUCUGCUGCCAAGGGCGUCCAAUGCUCUCAGGAUGGUGUUCCUUGCUCUUCCAUCGAGUUCGCCCUCAACGGAGGCGUCUCCUCGGCCGACAACACGCUCAUCAGCCCUCACAAGUACACUGGUGCCAUGAGCUUCACCCUCAUCGGUGCUAACCCCGGAGACAAGGGCCCCAGGUGAGUCGAGAUGGCAUGGGUAUCGUUGUCGACUCUAGACUUAACAUUCAUCUCUUUUGCGCCUCUUUACCGCAGCGCCACCUGCGACAACCCCAACUGCGGACCUGACAAUGCCUUUUACAUUGACGGCACCGACGCUCAGGUCAGUAGCCUCGCGCCGCGCGCACGCUCUUGUUCUCGCUGACACAGGCACGCUUCUCGUCACAGUCCCAGCGCCAGGUCAACGACGCCAACGCCGGCAUCAACCUCUCCAUCACCUGCUAA